UCUAGGUAUGCCUCAUGAUCACCCUAGACAUACAAUCCCGAAAAAAUGAUUCAGAAUCUUUGUGCCACCUUUUGAGUAAAUAGAUUUGUUUUCCAAUUGUUCCUCUGCGACGUAACUUUACCUGUUGUAGCUCGUUGUUCUUGCGCUAGAAACUUCGAACAAACAUCACUUAUCAUAGUCCACCCUUCGACUGCAUCUUCUUCUUCUGUGCUUGUAGAAGAUACGCAUAUUUUUAUUUCCACCUUCUCCGUCCAUCAUCCUCGAGUUCAACAAGAAUUUGUUGUAUCGAUUUAGUUUUUGAAACAAAAUGGAGCCGUUAUCGGAAAACAAUGACGCGCCCACAAGCUCGAGUCCCCACAGUCACGGUGGGACUACAUCGUCUAACAAGGAGUUUCAUCGACAAAUGUCCUUACCUUCUAAGGAAACUCUGGAGGUUUUAGAGAUGCUAGCCAAAAGCUACCAGGAAUUGGUCGAUCGUGCUAACGGGAUUGAAGCAGAUUUUCGCACUGGAACUUCUUCGGGAGGAAAGGCCACGACGGCCCUGUCUCAAGUCGAGGCGGACGCCAAUCGGUUGCAAGAAAAGGGUGUGGACUCCGUACAAAUCGCAGAGUUGCACAGCGGAAAAGAAACGGCUAGAGCCUUGAGAAGAAGUUUAAACCAAGGACUGGAGGACUUUUUUGAACGUUUGGGGUUUCUGUUUAAAGAGUUUAGAAAAGGCAGUGUUGCUAGUGAUGGUAAAAAUGAUGGUGGUGAUGUGAAUGGUGCAGGAGCUACAGUGAAUGAUCAACAUGCGAAAAAUACUGGUGCAACUACAAGACCAAUACAACAACCUACUACAACAUCUUCAGCACAACAUCAAGCGUCACCUGCGGCACAGCAUCAAGCCGCGUCAUCUGCGCACAUGUGCGGCCCAACAGUAAGAGGAGGUGCUCAGGUAGACCCACAGGUAGUUCCACCUGGGUCUGUACACUAUCCCAGUCUAAGCCCACCUGGUGAUGUAAGAGGGGAACGCACACCGAGGCGGGACCUUGAUCAGCUUCCGCACCUUAGGCAGCAAGAACAGACCCGACAAGACCUAUUCCGCCAACAGCAUGCGGAGCAAAUGCGCCAACAACAACUCCAGCAGGAGCAGAUGCGCCACCAGCAAGCUCAGGCUCAACAAGAGCAAAUGCGCCAACAGCAAGUAGAGCAGAUGCGACAGCAAGAGUAUGACCGACAGCGACGCGCAUAUCUAGAGGAGCAAAGAAGGGCUCAACAAAGAGACCCCUUCGGAAUCUUCGGGCCGUGGGGAGGCUUAGACCCUUAUCGUGGUCGACGCAGAGGCUUCUUUGACAUGUAAGCUUGCUACUAGUGAAGAAAGAGAGACCACGAGAGACCACGUGCUUUCUGUAUAAGUGGAAUACUACACUCGAUGAUCAUGAAGGUGAAGGCUACUGGUAGAUACAGGUAUGUGCUUCAUACAAACGAUGAUGAAGGCAGGGCUCUCGAGUCAUGCCCACACCGCCUUCAUGCUCGUUGUAUUCCUUCUCUUAAUAUCAUAACCCUGAUAUUAACUUUUUCAUAACUACUAGAUCGAAGACAGAAUACGAACCCCAGAAUAUCAACAUUGUUGACUUCCUCCGUGACCUUUCACCUGAUUUUUGACUGCUCAUUUCCAUUGGCACGACAUCACUUCUCAUUUGAUCACGACCUGCAACACCUUGAUGUCAUUUGAGGAGAUGAAUAUGUUGUGCCACAAAGACCGAAGCCUAUGGACCAUGUAAAGAACAAUAUGUUGACAUCGCAAGUAAAAAGAACAAGAAGUUGUGAU
This is a messenger RNA of Amoebophrya sp. A25, 1810 nucleotides long. NCBI's taxonomy places the organism in Eukaryota, Dinophyceae, Syndiniales, Amoebophryaceae. The record is from the annotation of a GenBank genome assembly.